Candoia aspera is the source of this 7221-nucleotide messenger RNA. It is a transcript of the gene ABHD2, whose product is annotated as abhydrolase domain containing 2, acylglycerol lipase. Gene Ontology annotation, cellular component: sperm flagellum; sperm plasma membrane. The record is from RefSeq and is a predicted model, not a curated record. Bases 291 to 1565 code for a protein of 424 amino acids. Gene Ontology annotation, biological process: medium-chain fatty acid biosynthetic process; medium-chain fatty acid catabolic process; acylglycerol catabolic process. The transcript is spliced from 11 exons. Gene Ontology annotation, molecular function: monoacylglycerol lipase activity; acetylesterase activity. NCBI's taxonomy places the organism in Eukaryota, Metazoa, Chordata, Lepidosauria, Squamata, Candoiidae.
AGCCAACGCCGUGUGGCUUGAAGGCGGAGAGUGGCAGGCGCUGGCACCAAUGGGUUGACGAAGGCGGCGGCCCGGGAGUGGGAGGAGCCGCCGGUGGCGACCGCCGUGCAAGGUGUGUGAAAGGUCGUGCCGGUGGGGCGUCUCGAUGGGAUUCGUUGUCCGGCGAGGAAUCGGCGGGAGCGCCGGCGUUGGGUCUAAGCAGGCUAACUUUGAAUUGGACUUCAUAUUUGCUUAGACGUUCUGGAAUUUCCUGUUUUUAAAAAUAAGUGUUAUAUCAUACAGGUGGCAAGAUGAGUUCCUUAAUAGAAACCCCUGAGCUGCCAGCAGUGUUUGAUGGGGUUAAAUUGGCUGCUGUCGCUGCUGUUCUUUACAUUAUUGUCCGCUGCCUGAACCUGAAGAGCCCAACUGCUCCUCCUGAGCUCAUAUACCAAGACACUCCAUUGGCCCGCUUCCUAAUAAAAUCAUGCCCUCUCUUAACCAAAGAGUACAUUCCACCUUUGAUCUGGGGAAAGAGUGGGCACAUUCAGACUGCUCUUUAUGGGAAGAUGGGGAGAGUAAGAUCACCACAUCCUUAUGGGCUUCGCAAGUACCUCACAAUGUCAGAUGGUGCCACAGCAACUUUUGACCUCUUUGAACCCCUAGCUGAAAACUGCAGUCGAGAAGAUAUCACAAUGGUCAUCUGCCCUGGAAUAGGGAAUCACAGUGAGAAGCAUUACAUCCGAACCUUUGUUGACUAUGCUCAAAAGAGUGGCUACCGGUGUGCUGUGUUAAAUCACCUUGGAGCCCUGCCAAAUAUUGAACUGACUUCACCACGCAUGUUCACUUAUGGUUGCACCUGGGAAUUUGCUGCUAUGGUGAACUACAUCAAGAAGGCAUAUCCUCAGUCCAACCUAGUUGUUAUUGGCUUUAGCCUGGGUGGAAAUAUAGUGUGCAAAUAUCUCGGGGAGUCCCAGUUUAACCAGGACCGUGUGCUCUGUUGUGUCAGUGUGUGUCAGGGGUACAGCGCAUUGAGGGCACAGGAAACCUUCAUGCAGUGGGAUCACUGCCGGAGAUUUUACAAUUUCCUCAUGGCAGACAACCUGAAGAAAAUCAUCUUGUCUCACAGACAAACUUUGUUUGCUGAUACCUCUAGAAAAUCCCAUUGUUUAGUGGAAACAGAUCUAAGCAGACUUCACACAGCAACUUCUCUCAUGCAGAUUGAUGACAACGUUAUGAGAAAAUUUCAUGGUUACACCUCCUUAAAGGAAUAUUAUGAACAGGAGAGUUGUCUGCAUUACUUGCACAGAAUCUUUGUUCCCCUCUUGCUAGUUAAUGCUGCUGAUGACCCUUUGGUGCAUGAUAGCCUCUUAUCAAUCCCAAGAGCCCUCUCAGAAAAACGGGAGAAUGUCAUGUUUGUUUUAGCAUUGCAUGGAGGCCACCUGGGAUUUUUUGAGGGUUCAGUACUUUUUCCUGAGCCCCUCACUUGGAUGGAUAAGCUUGUGGUGCAAUACGCAAAUGCCAUCUGCCAGUGGGAGAAGAAUAAAUCUCAUUGCUCAGAUACGGAACAAUCAUCUGGCCAAGAAUAAACAAUCCCAAAGACUUUUCAGGUUGUUUCCGACUUAGUCCCCAUCUUCUUCUUCCCUCCUGCUUUUCCAGGCCAGGCCUGAUCAUUUUCAAUGUAGGCAUUUGACCACAGUGUUUCAUGCCAAAUAGAGUUACAACAGAAGGAGUUGCUAUUUGGAACAAUUUGGGAGUAUGCUUGCAGCGUACUCAUGCAGUGACAAAACUUCUAGUCUCUUGGGGGUUGCUGCCUGUAGCUUACUAUGGGGUUCCAAAACCAGCGCAACAACAGAAUAUCUUUGAAAGCAGCAAGAUGUUCCAAUGCUUCUACUUUCACUGUUCAAAGAAAACAAACAAAAUAACCUCCUCUGGUUGUUUUGCAAAACUUGCGUAGCGUGUUACUCAUGCGAGAUAGGAGUGUACUUCCUUUGUGGUUAUGUUUCACCUUGUGGUCACCACUGGCUGUAACAGGAAGGAAAUUUUGUAUAUCUGUGGAAGCCACCAACAAAUCAUCUCUGCAGGCCAUCAGUUCAGCUGCCUGCAAAGCAGGGGAGAAAGAUGUGGAAUUUGAAUUUCCAGAAUCUCAUUCCUCAAGUGAGGAGGAACCUCACCCUUUCUUGUUAAUGCAUUUCAAGGCUUUAGAUUGCUUUGAAAAUACUUGGAAUCAGCCCUUAUUCCAGGAUUCUGGAAUGCUGGCUGAGUAUAUUCAAUCACAUGCUUUGCUUUUUUCAUUGGGACUUUCCAAGUAGAAAGCUUUGCAGUUGGACAGUAGAUUCCCUGCUCUGUUACUACUUGAGAUUAAAACAAGUAGCCUUGUGACAGUUGCCUUUUCUAAAAUAAGGCAUUAUAUUUUGACAUAAGAGUUGUGAGUGCUCCUAACCCAGGCCUUUUAAUACUGUCUGUAAGUGAAAACCGGUGACCAUCAGUCUGUAGAUUGUCUGUUUAUGUGUUUUUUCUUAGAGAAACUUCAUAUGUAAAGGAUGGAGAAAACAAAAUAUCCAAAUUCUUUUUACAUCCCCAGUAUACUAGAGCAGUAUAGUAAGAUUUUGAAAGCCACAGUUGACUUGGCUUUGAGAAGUUGGGGAUAGAUUUUUUAAAAAAUGUACUGAAUGCCUUAACUAAUAGUGGCUUCUGCAAUUCCCUGAGCCCAAAGCUGCUCUUAAGUCUUUCAACCUAGUGAUACCGACUGAGAUUGGCAACUCUUGCAAUAGAGAUGCAGUGAUGCAGAUACAGUGAAGAAGCAGCAUUUUUGCUGCUGUACAAUAGAGAAACAGAUUUUUGCACUGAGCAAGUUUCCAAUCUGAAAGUGAAAAAAGGCACAACUUAAUUACAUAUAUUCAUUCUGAAGUUUGGAUUACUUAAGACAGUGGAACUUCGUGAUUAGGCUAUUUUUCACCUGCAGUUCUGUUUAGAACUGUCAGUUUGGUGUUCCUUCCUUAUGGCAUAUUUCAGUUACGUGUUAACAGUCAUUCCCUUGCAUUAUAGCCCCCACAACAGUUAGCACUUUAUUGGUUCAACCUUUUGUUUUGCUGCCUAGACACUAAUUACAGUGGGCACUUGUUUUUUAAACAGUUAGAAAGUCUUUCUUGAAAGUAAAUAUAUGGGGUAUGUUCCCACCCGGUUUUGAGAUUCGGAAAAGCGUUUGCUAUGUUUGUGAGGUUUUCUUUCUUAUUUUUUUAAUUGAGCAAUAAUUGCCUGUAGCAAAGGUGCAUUUCUCACAUCAGGAAUCAAACGGCUCCAGCCUCAGAUAGGUAGUCUUGACCUGUUCAACCAACUAUGUAACUUAAGCACAGUAGGUGAAUUCAGAGUCUAUUCUGUUCUCACAUAGGAAGGAUCAAUCACAGAUUUCUUUCUCCUCUCCCCCCCCCCCAUCCCCAUAGACUUUAAAUUGUUUAUCAAUCUAUUCUUAUUUUGCUUUUUUAGUGUUUCCUGCUACUUCCCUGGAAACCAAGUCCAAGAUAAGCAUAUGCUUUCAGCUGCAGAAGAAAAUUUUAAUGAUCUCAGAAGCUUAUUUCUCUUCCACUUAAAAAAACUAGACGUUUUGACUGUUUCCUUUGCUGCAGUGUAUAAAAUAGGAACGAACAUGACUUACUUUUCCACAACAGCCUAUUAGAAAGCGGGCUAUAAGAAUCUUAACGCUAAUUCUCAUCAUUUCCGUCUCCAGUACAAUAGCAUUCUCUUUAGCAUGUGGCUAUUUUCCCAACACCAGCUCUCCUAGCAGUCAAUAAGAAAUCUUGUACUUUUUGAUCUGACUCUGAGAGCCAGGGACUAUCACAUGAUUUCUGCCCAAAUAGGACCUUAAUUGUGUUUUGCAUUUAAAAUAAAUGUAAUAAAACUAGACUUUUCCUAACCUGGUGUCCCCCCUCAGUUCUGAUGUAUUUGCCUUAAUGGCUUGGAAUAGUAUAUUUCAGCACCCCUGAAGGAAAUCCAAUUGAUAAAAUAAUUGCUGUGAAUUAAAAUUAUAAAUUUCCUUGCAACUAUUAGCCUUUGUUGCUGAAGGGGCUGUGCGGGUAGCGUUUGCCCUUUUUCUUUUUUUAACCAGAUGCAGAUUAGUUUUGUGUACAGUAAGACAAGGAAUUAAUCUUUCCUUCUUUAAAUUUUGGAACUUCGGUUACAAGGUUGUGCAGUUACAUAAUGUAGCAAUUUCAAGGGGGAUUGCUUUCAUGAUUUAAAUUCAUUUAAAAGUACUCAACCCCUUGGAAAAUAAUUUUCAUUUGCUGUAUACUGUAAAUGUAAUAAGACUCUUGUAUCUCCAAGCUGUAUCAGGAAAAUCAAAAUUCUUAGUAAAUUGGACAGUCAAAAAAGUGUCUUUCAAGUCACAAAUUUGAUCUUUUCUGCUGCAGCAAUGAAAAAGAAACUCAGGUGCGUUUGUGAUAAAUUGAAUUCUAAACUCCCCAAAAAGAGGAGUGAUGAGAAAGAUAGCCGCCAGUUUAUAUACCCACAUGAUACUAAACCUCUUUUUUACUUUAGUGAAACAGAAUGUUGCUUGAAGGUUCUUGGAAAGAAAUCAGGAAACAUUUUUCUACCACUGACCUUAAACUAAGUAAAUCAUUCCUUCUAUUGUUAUUUUUUUCUGGAAAAGAUAAUUUUUGAGGGAUUUUCUUUGCUUUGUAUGUUCAGAAUUUAUGUGUGAUUCUUCCUCUAAAGAUAUUUUUGUAAACUGGAGAUCUUACUGCUCAUACAUUUUGGAGUGAGGCCUUCACAUCCCCCUUUUUUAAUGAAAGUGGUGUUGAGGAUUGCAUCAAGCCCCCUUGAGCUGUUACAGCCAAACUGUUCAUCCUGUGACAAGAGUGAGUUAAAGCCAGCUUUGCCAGUUGACCAAAAGAUAUAAGCCGACUCUUUCCUGGCAACAUCUGUGGUAGAAUUUAUGUCUUGGCAGCUUGUCUUUGCAUUAAAGAUAGCCUUGCUGUGGGUCAAAUGGUGCAUUUCCCAAACAUGAUAGUUUGCAAAUGGUCCUUAGGCAUUGGUCUGUGUAAAGAAGGAAUAGCCAACUGGUGGACUACGUUUCACCUUUCAUUCCUUUUCUAUUUCAUUCUCAUCCCCUCAAGAACUUUGCUGAAAUUCAGCCACAUUAUCUCUGCUUUCUUUAAAUAAGUACUGUAACAUGUAGGUGCACUAAAUCUCUGAUAGCUUCACACACAUAUUUGUUUUCUAAACAGGGCUGAAAAUUCUGACCCUGCCUUUCUCUAGUGAUGGCACUGCCAUGCCUACAGCAGAUAGAUUAGUGCUCACAUGUGUCAUUCUUGGCCCCAGAAACAUUACCUAUUUCUGAUCUAAAAGCCUAUGUGACCAGGUCCCCAGAUCACAUUACAACUCAAUAUUAAUCUUAGUGAUGUGUUAGUCCCAGAUACAUGCUGAUAGCAUUUAUGUGCAUAUGUAUGUAAAAAAAAAAAAAAAAGGGAAAUUUGUUACAAAGCACAUGUCCCUAACUGUCUCAUGCACAUACAGACCAAAGCAUGAAGUUGUCCUUAGACUGCAUUGUUAUACUGAUGUGAGCUCAGUUAUUGUCCACUUCCUUUAGAUGUGCAGAAUAGAGCUUCCACAUUCCUAGGUGGGAUUUUUAUCAUAGGAAAAUACCUCAAUAAGAGUCCUGACUAUGGCAGUUUGACUUUAAAUCAGAAUGAUUAGCCUGGCAGCAGUAGUAGUAAUCAAAAAGGAGAUUUCAGUGUCCAUACCACACCUUUCCCCACCUUCUGAUUAUUUCGCAUGUUACGCGAUGGUCUUAAUGGCAAACCUGGGGCACUUCCUGCAGUUCCUCUUAAUCAGAGCAAAAGGUAACUUGGCUGCUGGUAGAGCAGCUAGGGAGAGGAGGGUUCUUUGCUCAGUCUGAAAAGGAAAGGACUCUACUCAGCGCACUGCAACGCAGCACAGUGCUGUGCUGGUGUGGGAAUCCUUAGCCUUUGUUCUUUGCAAACAUCCUUUGUGCUAAGUAUAUGUGUUUCUGCCUGGAGAUAGUUUGUUAAGUCUGUUUCUUCCUUGAAGUGCCCUUGAUGAGAUCCAUGACAAAAUAAAAAUAAAUCAUCGGGGAGGUGGGGGAGAAUCUAGUUUGAGAACUAUAUGUAUCCCAUUUUAAGUAUUCUGUUCUUUUUGCUGGUUUCAUUAGAGGGCACAACCAUGAAUGGGCAGCAUUUUGCUAAACUGGAACUGAGAAUUGCCAUUCCCUUUCCUUUUCUCUUUUUUCUACCAGAGGAUAUGCAUCUUUAUUUUCUUUGUGCAGUGUAUUUCCUUUUAGAUCCUCAGGUCCUGGGGACCACCAAAGUCCCAGUAGCUUUGCUGAGUCCAGUCCUAGUGGAACAAGCCCAAGUUUUUUUCCUCAGAAUUCCUGAAACGUGGGCAAAAAUCCCCUAUUUGAUGGCAUGAUUUUUAUUUCGCUUUUGCUUUGAUGUUAUAUCCAGUAAUAUCUGGGCUUGUACAAACAACCGUGCCAUUAUUCAGAGAGGUCCAGUUUCAUAUCAGAGUAGAAAGUAGUAAUGCCUGAAGCUAUGAGAAUUUAACCCACUAAUAGAUUGUAUCCAUGCGUCAUUUUACCAUCUUCCGAGCUAGUUUCAUCACAGCUGUUUAGUAUGGGUUGUAUUUGAUAGCAAAUCCAUUUAGUCAUUUUGGGAAAUCUUUCUCCUGAUUUAAAAAAGCACAAUUUUUAAAGAGGGGAAAUCCUGAUUUGUUAGACUCCCCCCCCCUUUUUUUUUUUCCUCUUGAACAUGUCCUAGUGGAGGGACCCUACACCUCAGGAAGCUAGACCUGUACCUGUGCUCUUCUACAUUGGUGUCACUGCAGCUGCCUUACUGGAGUGAGUUGAGUGUUUUUGGUCUUUUUUUUUUUAAGUUUGUUGAACUUCAAUUUUACUUUAUUUUAUUGGCAAUUUUGGAUUCCAAGAGAUACUUUGGAAACCCUUGCUUCCACAAUCCCAAUUCCUUUAGAAACAAAAAUGCUGCCCUGAGGAGUAUUUGUAUGUGAUCCUCGCUACUGGUUCGUUGUUGGACCAGUUGUCUGCGGGGUGAAGAUUUGCAACUAGCAAUGCAAUUUUUUUCUAAACCUGCUAAUCUUUCCAACUUAGAAAAGUGUGUCCUUGAUAUAUUUUGUUUUUGUUCUGUGUGUGAUAAAUCAAGGCUAUUGCAGAACAGUACUUUUGUUAUUUGAUUCAAUGGAAUUUAUUUGCUUAAAAAAAUAAAGAACUUAACGGAG